This is a messenger RNA of Andrographis paniculata, 2437 nucleotides long. RefSeq names its product probable inactive receptor kinase At4g23740. The transcript has 2 exons. Lineage: Eukaryota; Viridiplantae; Streptophyta; Magnoliopsida; Lamiales; Acanthaceae. Gene Ontology annotation, biological process: protein phosphorylation. Gene Ontology annotation, molecular function: ATP binding; protein binding; protein kinase activity. The coding region runs from base 337 to 2190 and encodes 617 amino acids. The record is from RefSeq and is a predicted model, not a curated record.
UUUUCUUACAUCAAUGGUGGGCACACAACCCUAAAUCCAAAGGGUAGCGAACAAAAAGUAGAAACCUUCUGCUUCUCUUCUGCAAAACCAACACCCUUUUUGACUCGAACCCACCAAUUUCAAACUCUGAUAGCUCCAUUUUUUUAAAGCUCAUUUCCAGGUUCUUACUCUGCUUUUACCAGACACCAUUCUUGGACUUCGCCUCCCCUUUUACCCUCUUCUCACAUGUAUAUAUUUGUCGCUCACCUUUUAAUUCAAUUCCAAAAUUAAAAUAAAAAAUGGGUUCUUUAUUUUGAAAAAAAAUAAUUCGAAGGUUCAAUCAAGCCCAUUGUCGAAAUGGAGAGCAAGCUCCUAGUUCCUCCAGCUUUGCCUAUGGUUUUGGGGAUUUUGACUCUCUUCUCCAAUGUGCUGUACGGAGCUCUUCUUGAAAGCGACAAGCAAGCUUUAAUGGAGUUUGCUAGCAAGCUUAAUCAUGUCCGAGCCCUGAACUGGGACGAAAGCUCCCCAGUCUGUAAGAACUGGACAGGAAUUGGGUGUAAUGAAGACGAAAGCAGAGUGGUCGCCGUGAGGCUGCCAGGAUUAGGGUUUCAUGGCCCCAUUCCAGAGAACACAUUGAGCCGUUUAUCAGGUCUGCAGAUCUUGAGCCUCAGAUCCAACAGGAUCACUGGUUCAUUCCCCCUGGAUUUCGGUAACCUUAAAAAUCUAGCCUUUCUUUAUCUUCAGCACAACAAUUUCUCAGGCCCUUUGCCUCCGGACUUCUCCCUGUGGAAGAAUCUCACCAUUGUUAACCUCUCGCACAACUCCUUUAAUGGCAGCGUUCCUUCUUCCAUUUCCGGGCUGAAUCAUCUCGUAGCUUUGAAUCUCGCCGGAAACUCUCUUUCCGGCGCCAUUCCCGACCUGCAUUCCCCCAAUUUGCAGAUGCUCAAUCUGUCCCACAACAGACUUACCGGCAUCGUCCCUGAAUCACUCCGGAGGUUCCCCAAAUCUUCGUUUUGGGGAAACAAUGAAUCCCUGCUGAAUUACACAGUCACCGAUUCCCCAAUUGUGUUAGCUCCUCAUGUUAGGGAUAAGAACGUUGGUCGAAGAAUAAGUGAAAAAGCCUUGCUCGGAAUCAUCAUCGCCGGCGCCGUCCUCGUGCUCGUCGGCUUCAGUUUUCUAUUCCUUGUCUGCAUACUUCGCCGGAAUGUCCCCGACGGAUUCCCCGGCGCAUUGGAAAAGGGCGACAUGUCGCCGGAAAAAGCAAUCUCCCGCAGCCAGGACGCGAGCAAUAAGCUCGUGUUCUUCGAGGGCUGUAACUUCGCUUUUGACUUGGAGGAUCUGUUGAGAGCUUCCGCCGAGGUCUUGGGGAAAGGCACAUUUGGCACGGCCUAUAAAGCGAUACUAGAGGACGCGACAAUGGUGGUCGUGAAACGGCUAAAGGGAGUCGCGGCUGGGAAGAGAGAAUUCGAGCAACAGAUGGAUAUAAUCGGGAGGAUCAAGCACGAAAAUGUGAUCGAAUUGAGGGCGUACUAUUACUCCAAAGACGAGAAGCUCAUCGUCCACGAUUAUUACAAUCACGGCAGCCUCGCCUCGAUGCUUCAUGGGAAACGAGGAGAAUACAAGAAUCCCGUGGAUUGGGAGACGCGGCUGAGGAUCGCUGUAGGUGCAGCGAGGGGGAUAGCGCAUAUCCACGGCGAAAACGGCGGGAAGCUUGUGCAUGGGAACGUCAAAUCGUCGAAUAUAUUCCUCAACGAUCAGAAGCUCGGGUGCGUCUCGGAUUUUGGUUUGUCGGCGAUAAUGAGCGGAUUGGCUCCCCCGAUCGCGCGCGCGGCGGGGUACCGUGGGCCCGAGGUGACGGACACCCGCAAAACGACGCAGGCGUCGGAUGUUUACAGCUUCGGGGUGAUACUGCUGGAGCUGCUCAGCGGGAAGACGGCAAUCCAUACAAUGAACGGGGACGAGGUUGUCCAUUUGGUGCGGUGGGUGCACUCGGUGGUGCGCGAGGAGUGGACGGCUGAGGUGUUCGAUACGGAGCUGCUGAGGCAUCCGAACAUCGAGGAGGAGCUGGUGGAGAUGCUGCAGAUUGCGAUGGCGUGCGUGGCAAGGAUGCCGGAGCAGAGGCCGAAGAUGGCGGAGGUCGCGAAGAUGGUCGAGAAUGUCCGGGCCGGAGGUUUUACGGAGGAUUCGACGCCGGCGUCGCCCGGGGUUUGAGGGAGGCGGCGGAGCGCCGGUUUCCGGCAGGUUUGGGAGUGGUUUUAGUUCACUGACUUGGUGGACGGAUGGAUUAUGGUUGUCGGAAAGUGGGUUGGGCUGAGAUUUUUCAUUAAUGUUUUUGUGUGUUUUUGGAGUUGUUUUUACGUUUGUAUGGGUUUCGUUUCUUCUUUUCUGUAUGUAUUUGGUGCAGACAGAAAUUUGUCAUGACAUAAUUAUUUUUAUUAUAUUCCUCGGUUAAUCAUUA